Messenger RNA from Ectocarpus sp. CCAP 1310/34, 1440 nucleotides. Lineage: Eukaryota; Phaeophyceae; Ectocarpales; Ectocarpaceae. The record is from the annotation of a GenBank genome assembly.
AUGAAGGCGAGCGAAGAUGCAGCAAGUUUGGAGGCAGUCAACCGUACGAAAGUAGUGCUGAAGCUUCUGGAGGCAAAGGCCGCCUCCUCGAAUCUACCCCUGCCCAGCGGCGGCAAUGGAGAUGCUGCCGGAGGUACGGCCGGCGCCGUGGGCAGGAACCCUAGCGGGAACUCCCCCGGCGCUCGCGGCCACAGGUCACGCCGUCGCCGAGACCCCCACCACUCUCCACCCGAGGCUAUCAACGAUCGAAGAACAAAAAAUAAAGCUUCUGUCAGUGACGACAAGCGCGAAACGUGGGACAUGAAAAAGGUUCUACGGACGGCCACAGAGGCGUACAGCGACCGGGUCGGCCAGCAGGGGGGGGGAGCGACAAGGAUCAACGCGAACAGAAAGCCCGGGGCCGGCUGUGGGGCAACGGCGGUAGGAACAGGCGGAGAGAGAGCAAGGAUGUCUGCCGCCGCGCAAACGGUCCAGGUAGCGUUUCGGCAACGGAUGUUCCACCGGUUCGUCUGGGCGCAGGCCUAUCUGCGUGGUCCCACGCACGCGUAUGAAGUCUUCAAGCGUUGCCUUCCCAUGCCACGCGGCGGCGGCGGCGGCGGCGGCGGCGGCGGCGGCGGCGGCGGCGGCGGCGGAAAUUUCGCAAGCCCCGCCACGCCGCACCACCCCCCUCCUCUUCAAUCUACCGCCCUCGCUGACGUAGCCUCAGCCGCGGUAAACCUCGUCGACGCGUGGCCAGAGCUCCCGGGCUUUUGCCCGUCCUUCCCUCACCACGUCCAUUCUGCGGACCCGAUCUUUCUCCGAUACCUUCGUUCUUGCACUCGUGAGAGCUCUGGUAUCUCCUUCUCCAGCGCUACCACGACGGCGGAGGAAGGAGCCGCAACGGGGAGGGCUCCACCAACGGCGUCAGCGUCAACCGGGGCUGGGGUAUCUUCUCCUGGUCGUCCUCCGCAGCAGACGCAGCAGCAGCAGCAUAACCCGGAGUUUGGUGAGGCUUUCGAGCGAAAAUACAAUAUCCGCACGGCCGCUGUCCACGGCAUGUACGUUGACCUUCGGGUGCCGUUCCUCCCCGGCGCCCUCGACGCCGCCUUGGAAGACUUGGAGCAGAUCAUUGCGCGGGACGGCGCCCCUCCGCUUGAGGGGGGUGGCAAGAAUCGUCGUUGCAACGUGGACACCGUUAGCAACGGCGUACGGCUUGCUUCGCCACUCGGUGGUAGCGGUGGUGGUAUAGCGGUUGGCAAGGGCAGGGUAACACAGAAUCCCCACGGGGGCAGGUUGAGCUUUGCAAAGUGGUAUCCGUGGUGGAUUCGGCACCUUCCGUUCGAUCCUGCUUCUACCGGAUGCCUGCUGAAAACAGUGCGUUGCGCUAAAGCGCUUCACGCCUCAGAGAUCGCCAAUCACAAUGCUGCAAGACAGCUCUUGGAUAGGGAUAAAACCCUUUAG